AUGAACUACUCGUGUGUCCCUUGCAAUCGCUCAUUCAGCAGCAGUAGAGCCUUUGAGCAGCACAAAAAGAACUCGCCGAUGCACAAGAAGACCUUUUCUUGCGAGACUUGCAAUUGCACGUUCAGAAGUGAGAAAGCACUUGUGCGUCAUAGAUUGCAGUGUAAGGUCGACCAAGAGGCUUCAUUGAAUCAUCAUCCAGACGAGGCCGCAUUGAGCACCGUCCUAGCUAGGUGUUCCAUACUCGACACAUCAGCAUUCACGUUUCAAAAUUCCGCCCAAACACUCCUCUCAGCCAAUCCAGUCGCUAUUACUACCACGCCCCCGAAGAUAGCCAAGAGCAAAAGGUUUCGAUUGAAACAAGAGACAAGAGAAUAUUUCAUGUUCCCAGAGCUCCAUUCGAAGAUUGCAGAAGCAGUCCUUCCUGAAAUAAUCACAAUAUGGUUCAAUGAGAAUGACGACGACGAGAACUUCAGCUGCCGAUAUCACACCCACAUGAUGGGAAAAUUCACGUGUCACAACAACGAAUGUAAGAAGGAACUUUGGACCAGCAAAAAGGUGGCCAUCGAAAUAAGCGGAUAUGGCAGGAAUGGGUACAGAGCAAUUGUGUAUAAUCAGAGGUGCAAGUCUUGCAAUUGCUUGGGCACCUUUGUAAUGGAUGAAGAAUCCUACAUUGAGCGGAUAUCAUAUAGGAUUAAAAGAUGGGCAGGUGUAGAAGUGAUGCAACCAGAUUACGAUAGAAAAUUAACCAAACCACAUGAGCAGGACUAUUGUGAAGGUUGUAAACGGGGCAAGUGUACAGAGGGCGAUGACUUAUGA
Molecule: messenger RNA, 816 nt
Organism: Bipolaris sorokiniana ND90Pr
Lineage: Eukaryota; Fungi; Ascomycota; Dothideomycetes; Pleosporales; Pleosporaceae
Exons: 1
Coding region: 1-816 (271 amino acids)
Source: RefSeq, a predicted model, not a curated record